Molecule: messenger RNA, 1146 nt
Organism: Trematomus bernacchii (emerald rockcod)
Lineage: Eukaryota; Metazoa; Chordata; Actinopteri; Perciformes; Nototheniidae
Exons: 6
Coding region: 67-843 (258 amino acids)
Source: RefSeq, a predicted model, not a curated record
CUUCAGAGCAUGAACACACUCCUAUGGGCAGACGAAGAGUUGUGAUUUUGAGACACCAGGGCAACCAUGACUGUGAGGCACACAAUUAAGCAUCUGGCUUACCAUCCAAUGCGUUCUAGAAACAAACAUCUGCAGCAGAAAUGGGACAAGGCUUCAUAUGAAUUACACAGGGAAAAGGUGAGGUCAGCCAAACCAACAAUAAACACAACUCCACAAGAGACCUAUCGUCACCUUGUCAACAAACUGAAGACCAAAAAGCUUAAAGAAGAAAGGACAAUGACGAGGGAAAACAAUAUGCUUGAGGAAACAAUUUCACGCAUCAUGAAGACAACUGGAAGAGUUGACAACAGGAAUUAUUAUGAGCGAAAAAGCCUUGGCAAGGAGAAGCGACAGCUGGAGUUGCUCCGCAUUACCAAGGAGAAUCAAAUGAUACUGCUCCGUCUGAGUCAAUGCAAGUCACACUAUAAUGUGAGGAGCUGGCAUGACGACUGGCUCAAAACUCUCAAGGUGAUGGAUAGCAUAGCACGUUACCCACAGGGAAGGACAAAUCAAAAGGGACAAGAGAAGCGCAGUGAUUGUAAUAAAGAACAAAAGAUCAGCGCGGGUGAGUCGACAAACAGCCCUUCAAGCAAAAAGGCCAAGGGCAAAGCAGAAUCUAAGGAAAAGAGAAAAGAAACCAUAGAAAGAAGACUGACCCUGAACCAAAUCCACCAAAGGAAUCCACCAGAUACAGCUGAGAAUCCUGGUUCCUCUGACACCAAUCAAAUAACAGAUCCAUUGCCUCACACUGCUAAAAUUCUCUCUGCCGAUGGAUCUAAAAUGCCCAGCACUCUUCAAACCUAAAACACUCCAGCAGGAGACUUCAAGUCCUGCAGAGGAAUAAAAUGCCUUCUUCUACAAACUCGUGUUUUUCUGUACAUUCAUUAUUCUCUGUUAAUUCCACUUGAAAUAGUAUGAUAGGUUAUCCCAUCUUAUUGUCAAUGUAUUUUAUUGUAUCUUUAUACAGUCUUGGGCUCUUAUUGCGAACACACAUUUUUACUUCUGAGCUGAACCGUUAUAUGGUCCAAUAUAUUUGAAUGUACUAUUGACCCUGUUAACCUGUGAAUGACUAAUAAAAAGUCUUAUAGUCUUAUCUACAGAGAAACU